Molecule: messenger RNA, 936 nt
Organism: Equus quagga
Lineage: Eukaryota; Metazoa; Chordata; Mammalia; Perissodactyla; Equidae
Gene: FOXR2
Product: forkhead box R2
Biological process (GO): regulation of DNA-templated transcription
Cellular component (GO): nucleus
Molecular function (GO): sequence-specific double-stranded DNA binding; DNA-binding transcription factor activity
Source: RefSeq, a predicted model, not a curated record
AUGGACCUAAAACUAAAAACUCCUAAAUUCUUGUAUAGUCUCCAUGGCCAGGUCCCAGGGCUGAUGGACUGGGACAUGGCGAAUAAGAUCCUCCUGCUGUGCACCACAGACCAAUGACCCGUAGCUGAGCAGAACCUUACCAAAUACAGGCUUCAAGUAACGGAACCCCCAAAGGCGCCUCAAGAGAGGAGACCCAGUCUUAAUAAAGAUGGCCCUGACGUUGAACCCAACCUGUGGAUGAGUCCCAACAUUGUGUACUCCCUUGGCAGCCAGGAGGCUGCAAGACCCAGUAAGAAAACGGAUCUAACAAGCAUGUUUCCUUCACCUCAGCCACUCCCAAAGGACAAAGAAUCUAACUGCUCAGAGGCCACCGUAAUGGAGUCCCUGCCAUCCUCCUCCAGUGAGUAAUCUACACAAAAGCAGUUCACCUCUUCCCCCAGCAACUGGGAGCUCACAGAAGAGGAUACUGAGGAACAAGAUAGCAACCCUUCUAUGACCCUCCAACCCCCUAUCAAAGGGGAGUGCUUCCAGAGCCAGAAGCUGUGGCAAGGCAACAGCCAGGAAAGGAGGUCCUCCAUGGUCCCCCUUAAUUACAGUCACCUAAUUGCCCUGGUGUCAAGAAAUAGCCCACCCUGUGACCUCAGAGUGCAAGAGGUAAGUAUCACCUGACAGCAUUUCCUCUUUUUCUGGACAGCUCCAAAUGGCUGGAAGAACACCAUCAGCCACAACCUCUGCUUCCUGGGAAGCUUUGAGAAGGCCACAGUCAGCUUUCAGGAUGGGGCCAAUGCAAGGCCGUGGUCUGGCCUCUGGAGGCUUACUGAGGAGAAACACCAUCAUUUUCAGGAGGAGACUCGUGCCUUAGCCUCUGCUUGAAGGGAGAGCAUCCAACAGUGAAUGAGGCAGCCAGGUGUGAUGACCUCACUCUUUGACCUUUGA